UUGAUUAAGUAAAUAUUUUUGUGAAACUUUGCAUGAAUAUAUAUGGACAGGUCGCUUUUGUGAAUUGAUUAUUUUUAUCACAGCUAUCUAUGAGAGGAAGUUAGCAUUACCGGGUAUCUUCCGCAAUUAAACAUUGCAGCUUUUUCCAGGCUUCGAUUUCUGCUUUCAGCAGACGGCACUUCACGCGCCCACAGCGUUCUCGUUAGAGAUAGGAGUAUAAUACGCCUGCCAAAAUUAUAUGGUUGUAUAUAUAACCGACAGUGAAGAGAUGAUAUACAUGUAUACAAGAUGAAACCGGUUGUAAAGUUUGCGCUCGUUAUCAACAGUUUAAUAGUUACCGUUUUGGGGGCCGGAUUGACCUUUGUUGGCGUAGUUGUCAAAUUUUACACUGAAUUGAUAGAUGGCUACCUUACACCUAUUAUCAAAUUGUUGUCGGCAGGGGGCGGCACCGGUGCUGAUGUUUGGAAGUUGUACAGCAUGACCGCAAUCGCCUUAAUAACCUUUGGAAUAGCUGUUGUUAUAUCAGGUUUUAUCGGAUGCUAUGUGGCAGCCUCGCCUAAAAGAAAAGUUGUAAUAGCGUACAUGAUUUUCACGACUGUCAUGAUAGUUAUGCAGUUGACGUCUGCCGCCUUGAUCUUCACAAUGAAAGUUGAGGACGAUAUCAAAGAUACAUUGAAGAUUAAUCUCGUGACGAGUUAUUUUGGGGACGAAGCGAAGGACGAAUAUUCUGCCGCAUGGAAUUACGCUAUGGUAGAGUUUAGUUGCUGUGGCGCAGAGGCCGCUGGGGAUUUCAAAUUAACGCUCAACUGGGACCGGGAAAAAACGGGCGAUAACGGAACUUACAUAGUCACAGUUCCGGUCACAUGUUGUAAACUCCCCGGGAAAUACCCGGAUUUUGGAAAACCUUAUGAUGAGAAUUGCACAGUGAAACCGUCCUCUGGAAAUUCUUAUUAUCAGCAAAAUUGUUACGAGAAAUUUGAGGAAUAUCUACAGUACUAUGAGAUUUUAAUGAGUUGUUCCAGUCUAGCAACUGUGGUGUUUCAGUGUUUGACUCUGACAAUACUGGUCGUAAUUUCCGUGGAAAUGAAGCGAAAGAGAAAUAAGAUUAAACAGGCUCUCGAAGAGGAGGUUGUGCCGAUGGAAUAAAAACUCUUUAUCAGCAUAAAAUAAUACUAACACAGAAAUUAAAAUGAUAUUGUACAUUGUACAUGGAAAUAUAUAUUAUUUUUAAAAUGAGAAACGUAUGAUGUAUAGCUAUAAAUCAUCUUGUUUUUUUUCAAAUGAAAAUCAAAAAAUGAAAUAAUUGCAUAAUAAAAUGUAAACACAUUG
This is a messenger RNA of Ruditapes philippinarum (Manila clam), 1329 nucleotides long. RefSeq names its product tetraspanin-18-like. The transcript is spliced from 9 exons. The record is from RefSeq and is a predicted model, not a curated record. Lineage: Eukaryota; Metazoa; Mollusca; Bivalvia; Venerida; Veneridae. Bases 289 to 1146 code for a protein of 285 amino acids. Gene Ontology annotation, cellular component: membrane.